This is a messenger RNA of Rhodamnia argentea, 2987 nucleotides long. Its product is annotated as two-component response regulator-like PRR73. The transcript is spliced from 11 exons. The coding region runs from base 374 to 2725 and encodes 783 amino acids. Gene Ontology annotation, biological process: cytokinin-activated signaling pathway; phosphorelay signal transduction system. Gene Ontology annotation, molecular function: protein binding. The record is from RefSeq and is a predicted model, not a curated record. Lineage: Eukaryota; Viridiplantae; Streptophyta; Magnoliopsida; Myrtales; Myrtaceae.
UCUCUCUCUCUCUCAGCCCUCUUGCUUCUCUAUCUAGAACUAGAAGAAGAGCUCGUUCGCAAUCUCCACCAGUCAAAGCCGCUUUCUGCUGAAGUUUAUUCUCGAGCGACGGAGCUCGCUUCGAGCGAAUGAUUUACUGCUUGUUUCGCUCUGGAUUCAUGCUCUGAGCUUUGGAUUGUGGAUUGGUUUCGUUGUUUUUGUAAGUGCUCAUCUAGGUUCUCUGCUGCUGCUGCUGAAUCGACCUCAGGAAUGGAGAUAGUGGUUCACUAGAGGAUCGAAGGAGACAGCAAUUUCUAACGGACGUCAUGCAUGAGUUAUAUGGUCAAUCGAGCUAUCAGGCAUUUCUAGUUGCUGUGGAUUUUGAGUCCAGUUGAUGGGGGCUCUACCGGUGGACAAUGAUAGUGGCAAUGAUGGGGUGUCUGUUGAACAAAGCAUUCAUAUGCACCAUGAGCAGAAUGGAGGAACCAAUGGAAAUAUGCAUGAGGAGCAGUGUCGAAAUUCAUCUGAAGAAGACAAUUCUAAGUCUAAUGAUGUAACGGAAUAUGGUAACGUUUGUCCUAGUCUGGAUAUUCAGGCACAUGAUGGUUUUCAAGUACAGGCACAACAGCCCCAAGGGCCACAACAGCCUCAUGGGCCUACGGUACUAUGGGAGACGUUCCUCCCCAUCAAGACAGUUAAGGUUCUUCUUGUUGAAAACGAUGAUUCAACACGGCAAGUUGUUAGUGCGCUGCUACGGAAUUGUGGCUAUGAAGUUACUGCUGUUGCAAAUGGUAUUCAGGCAUGGAAAAUCCUAGAAGAUCCAAUGGAUCAGAUUGACCUUGUCUUGACAGAAGUAGUCAUGCCUUUGCUAACAGGAAUAGGUCUUCUUAGCAGGAUUAUGGGCCACAAGACCUUCAAGAAUAUUCCAGUAAUAAUGAUGUCUUCUCAUGAUUCUAUGGGCAUAGUAUUUAAAUGUCUGUCAAAGGGUGCAGUUGACUUUUUGGUGAAACCUAUCCGAAAGAAUGAACUUAAGAACCUUUGGCAGCACGUGUGGAGGAGAUGCCACAGUUCUAGUGGCAGUGGAAGUGAGAGUGGGACACACACCAAAAUGUCCAAGGAAUUGAGAAGCAAUGAUGGCUAUGAGACCAAUAAUGGUAGCAGUGAAGAGCAGGAUAAUGGAAGCAACGGUUUGAGCAUGCAGAAUGGAAGUGAUGAUGGAAGUGGCACUCAGAGUUCAUGGACAAAAAAGACGGCCGAAGCUGACAGCCCUAAGCCAGUAUCAACUUCGAACGAAUGGGCGGAUGCUCCUGAUAGCACUUGCGCUCAGGUGAUUCAUACUGGGGCAGAAACACUCAAAAUGGAAGAAGAAGAACCGGGCACUGCGGAAAUGGGCAAGGAUGGAAAAAGAGCCGCUACUUGUCAAGAUUCUAAGCAUGGAUAUCAGCAUGACAGAUGUCAAGAUUCUAUGCAUAAAUAUCAGCAUGAUAGAUCCAAGAACGCACCCUCCAUUAUAGAACCUAAACCAUUUGAUAAAGGACAACCGGGGCUCGACUUUGACUUAGGUGGCAAAUCUAGAAAUAAAGAACCCAAAAUGACUGGUGAAACAGCCAAUUACCUAGAUGUGCAGACUGAAAGUACAGUUUUUGACACCAGAGAUGGUAUUUCCAAGAUCUCACCUGACUGUGAUUCUAAAGAACUUCCAUCACUUGAACUAACGCUUAAAAGGCUGGAAGGAGUGGGCGAUUCUGGGAAAAGUGCCCUUGGUGAUCACAAAGUUUUGAGGCAUUCUGACCUAUCAGCAUUCUCCAAGUUCAAUGCAACCUCUUCGGUGAAUCAGGGUCAGGCAGGAACUACUGGAAGCUGUUCUGCAUUUGAUAAUUGUUCAGUUGCAGUAAGAAUGGAGAGAGAUUUUCCUUCUUGUUCACUUGGUACUCCUCCAUAUCGUCAGUCUAACACGAGUAGCAGCAAUAAUGAAUUUGGUUUGAGUAGUAAAACUGCUAUAAAGCCAGAAGUAGUAUCAACUUUUAAAUCUUCGGAGUCUUCCGCCUUUCAACCAGUACAGCAUGGUUAUGUGUCUUCAUCUUGGCAAGAGUUGUCUGGAAGGGAAAAUGAUGCUUGUUCUAACACAAUCCAACCGCCAUCAACUAGUCCACGUCAGCACAUUCAUAUCCGCUACCACCAUCACCACCACCACCACCACUAUCAUCAUCAUCUCGACAGCUUGCAGCAGCAGCAGCAACAACAACAACCUGACCACAAGGAUCUUUCAGUCAAGAACAUGGCAGCAGCUACUCCACGACGUGGAUCAUCAAAUGCAUUCCAAGAUCAUUUAGAAGGUAAUACUGGGAACUAUAGCGUAAGUGGGAGCGUCUCUGGGAGUAAUCAUGGGAGCAACGGGAAUACUGGAAGUAGAGGUGUGCCAAAUGGUGGAGAGAAUGAUAAGGUAAAGGAUGAGGGAGUUGCUGGACAUCCUGGAGAUGGUGUUACUGAGAAUGUUAAUGGUGGUGGACCAGAUGAAGAGCGAAUUUUACUGAGGGAGGCAGCCUUAUCCAAAUUUCGACAGAAAAGGAAGGAAAGAUGCUUUGAGAAGAGGGUUCGUUAUGAAAGCAGAAAAAAACUAGCAGAGCAGCGACCUCGGGUGCGAGGACAGUUUGUUCGACAGACAACGUCGGACAGCAAAGUGGUUGAUGACUGCCAGAGCAACGACUCGAUCUCGAAGGACAACUCUUGCAACAGUGUUCGAUGACAGGAGGAGGAAUGCGCGUUGAUGGUCGAUCAUUGUUGUUCAGGGCACAAAGGCAUGUAUGAACGUGAGCCUUUACACUGGCGUUGUCUUUUACCAAAAGAUGUUUUAGUGUUGUUGUUGUGGAAAUCAAGGUAUGUUAUGAAAACUGUAAGAUAGCACCUGGACUUCACACAUAUCUUUGUAUCUGGGAAAGGAGAUGACGAACCGAUAAGACUCAUGGAUGCCAUAUAACUUCACAUUGCUAAUGUGUUCCUUUUGGCUC